GGAAAUGAGGAUUGUCGUGUGUGUUGAUAUUUUAUAUUACAAGAGAUAACCUCAAAAUUCUGCAUUUGACGGAAAAUCAGUAAACAAUUAAGAAAGAAGGAAUAUAUAUUGUCAUAUUCUUCUAUAAGGAAUAAAAUAAAAUGACAACACGAGAGAUAUUGACCAUUCAAUUGGGUCAUUAUUCUAAUUUCAUCGGUGCGCAUUGGUGGAAUUUGCAGGAGUCUAAUUUUUCAUACGAUCCGAAGCAUCCAUCUGAAGUAAAUCAUGAUGUUUUGUAUAGAGAAGGUGAAAAUGUACGAAAACAGGUUACAUUUACACCAAGAUUAUUAAUAGCAGAUUUAAAAGGAGCAUUAGGUUAUCUGAGCAAAGAAGGUAAUUUAUAUAAAACAGAGAGCUCUUCAGAUAAUCAGCUGCUAUGGGAUGAUUCAAAAUUGGAAGUUACCAAUGCUGAACCUAGUUCUGUAUCACCUUUUAUUCAAAGUUUAAAUGAAUCUAAUAAAACUGUGGAUUCUGAAAUUUUCAAUUUUGAAAAUGAUGUUAAGUCGUGGGUCGACUAUAUUGUACCGUUAUUUCAUCCAAGAACGGUGACAGUUAUCAAAGAAUAUUUACACAAUUGUACACAACGACCAUUCAAUAUAUUCACAUAUGGUCGCGAUUUGUGGACUACAGAACAAUUCUCUGAAGACUUUUCAAACAAAAUACGACUAUAUGUAGAAGAAUGUGAUUUGAUGCAAGGAUUUCAGGUGCUUGUGGAUUCUACUGAUGGUUUUGCUGGUCUUGGAGCAUCUUGCAUUCAGCAUCUACGUGAUGAGUAUGGAAAGAGUAUUUUGGCAUUUCCGUGUCUAGACUUUAACAAUGCCGAACCCAGUGCGUCAGAUUUAAUUAAAAUUGUUAACACAGCAUUAUGCUGGCAACACAUUGGAGAGUAUUCAUCACUUUACAGUCCACUUUCCUGUGGGCAAGUCGGAUGGCCGUUCGCGGCCAAUGCACGUAAAUUCCAAAACAUAACAUAUAGCCCAGAACUAAAGUAUCACAGUAGCGCAAUAUUAGCGACUGCUUUGGACACGUUGACCUUAAGAUAUAGAACUAAGAAAUAUCCAAAUGUCAGUUUAUCUGAUUUAUGUGCUGAUCUGAACAAGUUAGGUCGCAAAGCAGCGGCGACUAGUUUGAAUUUGCCAUUCCCUAUGAAAUUAAAGAUGGAUUUAAUAGACAUAUUGGAUGAAUUUGAGGGACCUCUAUGGACCAGUCUGACACCGAGCUGCGACAUAUCGAUGGAUAAUAAUAUGCAAAGUAUAGCGUUGCGUGGAAUUCCAGAAGACAGAAUAAAGCGACCUCUUCACGAAGCUAACAAACAGAUAUCAAAACCAGCAUAUAAAUGCUCCAGUGUACACGAAAUGAUGACAUUCUAUCUGGCAUGCACGUGUCACGCGUCAGCUACAUAUUUAUCUAAUAUCGAGACACCGUUGAAACUUGCUUUACCAUAUCCGAAGAUAUUCAAUAAUAAUGUAACCGAGAAUGGUAACAUCGCCGAGUGGCCCAUAGGAACAGAUGUAAACUCGAUUGCAGUGAUGGCUGGAAUGCAUAGUGGUAAUAGUAUCGCGGCAAUGUACGAAUCUCUACUUAAACACCAAAGGAUAAGAAGUAUCAAGAAAUUUCACGCCUUUGUGGAUUCCGGACUGGAGGAAGACGAGUUUACGGAAUGUGUUCAUAAUUUGGCUGAUUGUAAAGAAGCGUACGAAGAAGAUUAUUAUAUUUGAAGGCAAACUAAUUAUUGUGUAUAUAUAACACAUUUAGCAACAUAAUUUCUAUAGUACUGAUGUCAGUUGUACAGCGAUUAAUUGCACAAUAUUUUAUAUAAUAAAGCUUUUUACUAAAUUAUA
This is a messenger RNA of Nylanderia fulva, 1880 nucleotides long. It is a transcript of the gene mst, whose product is annotated as misato mitochondrial distribution and morphology regulator. Gene Ontology annotation, cellular component: mitochondrion; cytoplasm. Lineage: Eukaryota; Metazoa; Arthropoda; Insecta; Hymenoptera; Formicidae. The record is from RefSeq and is a predicted model, not a curated record. Gene Ontology annotation, biological process: mitochondrion organization.